Molecule: messenger RNA, 1176 nt
Organism: Kazachstania africana CBS 2517
Lineage: Eukaryota; Fungi; Ascomycota; Saccharomycetes; Saccharomycetales; Saccharomycetaceae
Gene: HAT2
Product: Hat2p
Exons: 1
Coding region: 1-1176 (391 amino acids)
Biological process (GO): regulation of gene expression
Cellular component (GO): Rpd3L-Expanded complex; cytoplasm; nucleus
Molecular function (GO): histone binding
Source: RefSeq, a predicted model, not a curated record
AUGGGCCCACAGGAAGAAGAGAGAGAGUUGUCAAUUGACGAGGAAUACAAGUUAUGGAAGUCAAAUGUGCCAUUAAUGUACGAUUUUGUCAGUGAAACAAAACUGACUUGGCCUUCUUUGACUGUGGAAUGGUUGCCCCACGAUCCUCAGGCUCCAUUGACUCAACAGGAGAUGAUUAUAGGUACACACACUUCGGACCAAGAACCAAACUAUGUGAAGAUCGCCUCUAUUGAGUUACCCAAUGAAGUCAUCGAUCCACAUAAUGUGUCAGAUGCACCUGUUAAAUCAAAUGUCAGGAUUACAAAGAAGUUCAAACUUGAGAAGGAGAUAACUAGGUCUAGGUAUAUGGUCCAGGAUCCAAAUAUAAUCUCUACUAUAGACGGUAACGGGACAGUGUCGAUUUUUGACAGAAAUUCCAGUGAUAGUCCUGUGAAGACGUAUUCUUAUCAUAAAGAUAAUGGGUAUGGUUUAUCCUUCAACCCAAUAUCAAAAGGUCAGCUUUUGUCAGCUGCUGAUGACGGUUAUAUUGCCAUGUACGAUAUUAAUGCCGAAUCAGAAGAUCCCGUGGAGACGUGGCAAAGUACUGAUAAUUGUAUAAUAAAUGAUAUCAAAUGGCAUCAUUUUGAUGCUACUUUGUUUGGUACUGUUUCAGAAGAAAAAAAUACUCUCUCCAUAUAUGAUCUUAGAACGAAAGAUAAAGUCACUUCUAUUGAAAUGGAACAACCAUUCAAUUCUUUGGCAUUCUCAAAACAUUCCAAGAAUUUAUUCUCCGCUGCUGGUACUGAUCAAAACGUAUAUUUGUACGAUCUAAGAAAUACAAGAAAGACAUUGCAUUCAAUGUCAGGCCACGAGGGGCCAGUCACGAAUUUAGAAUUCCACGACUCCGUUGACGGUAUCUUGGUAUCAAGUUCGGAAGAUAGACGUAUUAUUAUCUGGGAUUUAAUGGAAAUUGGGAGUGAACAAGUUAAUGAAGAUGCUCAGGAUGCGACUCCAGAAUUGAUGAUGAUACACGCAGGUCACAGAAGUUCAGUCAAUGAUUUUUCUUUGAAUAGUUCAAUCCCUUGGUUAAUUGCAAGUACGGAAGAGGAAAAUAUUAUCCAAGUUUGGAAAAGUUCCAGUAGGUUGCCGAGAAUUAGUAACUCAAAGCCUUUCAUUAAUUACGACUUAAUUAAUUGA